Molecule: messenger RNA, 1563 nt
Organism: Clupea harengus (Atlantic herring)
Lineage: Eukaryota; Metazoa; Chordata; Actinopteri; Clupeiformes; Clupeidae
Gene: hmx2
Product: H6 family homeobox 2
Biological process (GO): regulation of transcription by RNA polymerase II
Cellular component (GO): nucleus
Molecular function (GO): DNA-binding transcription factor activity, RNA polymerase II-specific; RNA polymerase II transcription regulatory region sequence-specific DNA binding
Source: RefSeq, a predicted model, not a curated record
AUGCAAAUGAGGGCACGCUCCAGCCGCCUUUAGUCCACAGCGCGUGGAUGUGGAGAGCAAUGCAUUUGUGCACUCCUGAGCGCCACGAAAAACAACUAAAAUAAUACUUCCACCCCUGGAGAGAACUUACCAAAUUGUUUUUAUUUUCGCGAGAGAGACCGAUGUUUACAAACGAGGAUAGUUUAAACGUUGACUGUUAUUUUUAAAAUAGGACAUCGUAGUAUUUUAAUCGAUAGAACUUUGUUAUGUUAUGAGGCGAGAAUGAGUAACUCCGAGGACAGCGGAAGCAAAUGUUCGCCCGCCCCAAUUUCUAGCUUUACCAUUCAGUCAAUACUGGGUACACCGUCCGAAAGUGCACGAUCUGCGGCCAAGGAGAGCUGCAAGCCGCCGCAGCCCAGGAAACGCACCCUUUCUGUGUCAUCGGAAGAGGAAUGCAGCGGAGGAGAAGAUUGCUUCUGCUCCGACCCAGGUCUACCUGAGACCUGCAACCGACACCAACCCCUUAACUUUUCCUGUCUAGGUGCUACAAAAGGACUAAUAUCUGGCCAGGAUGGGCUCGAGAGACGGCCGCAUUUAACACAGCCCUUACUACCGGACUACAGAGAGGAGCAGGAGGGGGCAUGCAGUCAAAUGUCGCCCAUUUCCGAGGACAGACAGAGAGACGGCUCGGACAAACCAAAUGGUAAUGCAAAGAAGAAGACACGCACGGUGUUCUCCCGGAGUCAGGUCUACCAGCUGGAAUCCACCUUUGAUAUGAAACGUUAUUUGAGCAGCUCCGAACGGGCCUGCCUCGCCUCCAGCCUUCAGUUAACGGAAACUCAGGUGAAGACAUGGUUUCAGAACCGGAGAAACAAAUGGAAGCGGCAACUCUCUGCGGAAUUGGAAGCUGCAAACAUGGCGCACGCUUCGGCGCAGACUCUAGUUGGAAUGCCGCUAGUUUUCAGAGAGAAUUCGUUGCUCCGAGUUCCGGUUCCGAGGUCUAUUGCAUUUCCAACCCCACUAUACUACCCAGGAAGCAGUUUACCGGGGUUACCUUUGUACAAUCUUUAUAACAAGAUUGAUUAUUGACUCCAAAUUGAUGCGAAAAAUCUACGGGGAAAAGUACUAUUUCACAAAACACAAUACAGAACACCUAUAUGUUUGACAUAAUCAUGUCUAUUUAUAUCACUUUAUUUGGUGAAUUUAUAUUUCUUAUGACACGGCAAUUGUAUGUGUGAGAAAGAGGCGAGCUUCUGUAAAUGUAUAAAAUACACCAUGUGUAUAUUAAUUAUUUUGUACCUUUAACCACAGUUUUGUCCCUCGUAAAACCAGUUUUACACGUUAUAUGAGGAAGUAUGACAUUGUAAUACGCAUUGAACUAAACUCUCCAAAUUAAACCCUCUGCAUGUCCAGUUAUACUUGUUUUCAAGACGUUGAUAGGUACAUUCAAAUAUUGAUCUUCAAUAACAAUCUUUAAGUUAACCAGUCUGGGUGCUGUAUGUAAUGUAAUAUCUGGAGGCACUGGUACAAGAUAAAACAUCUUUGUUGUAAUCCACUCAUACAAUAAAUUUUCUACAUCAGCAA